Molecule: messenger RNA, 2574 nt
Organism: Fusarium venenatum
Lineage: Eukaryota; Fungi; Ascomycota; Sordariomycetes; Hypocreales; Nectriaceae
Source: RefSeq, a predicted model, not a curated record
AUGAAUCGAUACUGGACAAGAAUUCUCUCCACAGCCCUCGCAACGCUUUUCCUGGCGGCUGUUACUCUCAAGACACUUUACCCUGGGAAUGACCCUUACAGAUGCCGUGCUACCCAGAACACAGGUCGAUGGAUAGACCCUGUACGAGAUGAAGAAGGAAAUCGCGAUCCCUUUUUACAGUGGCAGCCUGACGGAUGCAUGUUAAGUCCAUACGAGUCAGAAGAUAUUCGAAGAUGUAUGGAAGGCAGGAGGAUAGUCGUCUCUGGAGACUCGACAUCAAAACAUGUUGCACGUGCCAUGGGUAACAUGACGAUCGAACGCCUUACUAACGUGUGGAUCUCCGCCCACGAUGUUCCUGGCCAGGAACUAUUCGUGCAGAACAUCGAGAAAUACGCAUACGAGAGGAAUCAUAUCCCCACCAUUGAGGAACAAGAAGGCCCCGCUCUAAUAUAUAUCGCGGCGGGUGCUUGGUUCAGUCAUCCUCACGUUGUCACCACGCGCAACAAGACUGAUCCCCAGGGAAAGAACAAGACUGACCCCUGGGAUACGCGCUAUGAACUCUUUAGAAAUCACGUCGUCAGUCUCAACAAGUUCAUUGGCGAAAACACCCCAGAUCAUGACCCCUUCACAGCCCCAAUGGAUCCCUAUGACGGUAUCGGCAAUCUGAUUCUGUACGCCCCGCCAGCCGGACCGCGAUAUCUAGGCGACAACCCUUAUCAAAAGAUAGAUAGAGGCCGAAGGGCGGACGAGAUUGUUGAGAUGCAGCAGUGGCUCCAUGACAACGAAGGUAACAUGAGCAUCCCCCUCGUGUGGUCGGUUCCUGGCAUGGUCGUGGGCCAGGAUAAAAUCUGGCGCGAUCCCUUACGCACAGGUUUUCAUGUCAAGUUCCACGUCGCCCAGUUGCGGGCUAAUAUACUUUUCAACAUGCGGUGUAACGCGAAGCUGGACAGGAUGGAGUCUUACCCAUACUCGCGUACUUGCUGUACCGAUUAUGGUAUCAAGUACUUCACACAGACAGCUUUAGUUUGGCUGGGCAUGAUUUACUUGACUAUUUGUAUCUUCUGUGAACUCUUGGACCUUUUCACCGUCCGACCGCAGGAUGAACCGCACUGGAGUCUGUUCAACAUACGAACAGCAUGUCUCGUAUUGGCUCUACUUAUGUGCUACUACGCAGAUCGUACACAAAUGAUGGCCAAGGGAAGUAAGCUUUGGCAGUUGGAAGACUUUAUCGCUCUGGUUUUACCGUGCGUCGCCAUUCUGAUCUCUACCAUUCGGCGUUCAGACUCUUAUCCGGAUGUGUCUUUGACAAAGCCGGAUACGGACGAGCCAUUUCUGUCGACAGACCAGAUUGAUGAAUGGAAGGGAUGGAUGCAGCUCUUCAUCCUCAUAUUCCACUGGACCGGAGCCCAAGGAGGUCCGAUCCACAUCAUUGCUUGUCUUUGCGUGGGCGCUUAUAUCUUUCAAACUGGUUAUAGCCACACCCUCGACUUCAUGAACGAGAAAGACUUCUCUUUCAACCGCGUUGCGGCCACUCUUCUUCGACUUAAUAUCCUGCCAUGCUUGCUCACUUACUUCAUGGACACAGACUAUGUGUUUUACUACUUGUCACCGCUCCUGUCUUUCUGGUUCCUCGUCGUAUACGCAACCAUGGCAUUUGACAGGAGACACAAUGCCGAUUUACAGUUCUUGCUGGUAAAGAUAUGUUUCUCCUGCAUGCUUGUCUCAGUCAUGUUCCUCGCCACGCCAUUCACAGAUUGGGCAUUUUACAUCCUGCAGGCCGUCUUCAAGAUACAGUGGAGCGCUGAGGAAUGGCAGCACAGCGUCACGUUAGACAUUUUCGUAGCGUACGUCGGAAUGCUGGCUGCUAUCAUCAACCGCGAGAUGAAGCACGCAGAUAUUUUCGUUCGUUUGGGUCUUCGUGUGUGUCUUGCUCUUGGAGGUCUGUUCUCAAUCUUGCAUUAUCUGUCAUUCACCUCAGGCUUCACCGAAAGCUCAUACAUGAAGUGGCACCCUUACGUCUCUGCCAUUCCGAUCUUGUCUUUCAUUGCUCUGCGGAAUAUUCCGUGGGCCGCGAGGAAUUAUCACUCUAGAGCUAUGGCCUGGCUGGGUCGCUGCUCUUUAGAAACAUAUGCCCUUCAAUUCCACCUACUCCUCGCAGCCGACACGCAAGGAAUCCUCAUCGUGGAUGGUCUUUUUGGCGAUGGUACACUUUUGGGAGACCGAUGGAGAACCUUGGUCAUAAUUGUGCCCAUUUUCCUAUGGAUCAGUCACGCAGCCGCUGAGUCGACUACCUACAUUGUCAAGCUACUUAUGCAUGAGAGCGCGGAGAGCGAAAAGACUGCCGUAUCCAGACUUUUGCCUAAUUGGAUAAAGAUGAUUCCAGGCUGUUCGGAUAUUGAAGAGCCCAAAAUUCGUAUCGUGUGCCUUCUUCUGCUCAUGUGGUGCCUCAACUUGAUGACACCUGGACAUGACGUGCCAGUUGCAAUGGAUGGAGGCCACAGCUUUACGGACCAAACUGGUAAUUUUACCAGAGAGACCCCGUCGUUGUUUCAAUUAAAUGGCACUACUUGGUAG